CGUCGGACACAAAUAGGUGUCGGACCACCAUGCCCAGCGAGCAUUGGUUGAACUGUAAAGCUCGUAUAAUAAAUGUUUUAGGCUCUCUCGCUGUCGCAGAGGUGUCGUUCAUCAUUAUUUUAAAGGCUGAAAUGCUGAAUUCGUAGCAGGAGUUGUUUACUUCCUGAGAAGAUGUUUGCACGACCGUUUCGUGUCAAAUCUAACACCGCAAUCAAAGGAUCAGACAGGAGGAAGCUCAAAGCGGAGAUAUCUGCAGCCUUCCCCUCGCUGUCUGCUGUCCAGCUGUCUGAGCUGAUCCCCAACAAAGAGGAGUUAAAUGUAGUGAAGAUUUAUGUCCACAAAGGAGAUUCUGUGACACUUUACGUUCUUCACAAAAAUCCUCUCUUCUUUGAAGUGGAGAAACGGCUUUAUCCUACAGUCUAUGUGCUUUGGCGCUACCCUGCUCUCCUGCCAACAUUCAGGACAUGGCCUCCAGUGCUUCAGAAGUUGAUUGGAGGGGCAGAUCUCAUGCUGCCAGGUGUGGUGGUGCCUUCAGGUGGUCUCCCUGAUGUGAAAUGGGGCGACUACUGUUCUGUUACGUUGGUGAACAACAGAGCUCCCGUUGCAAUUGGCACCGCUGCUGUGUCCACCAAAGAGAUGCACAGUUUGGGCAUGAAAGGGAGAGGAGUGUGUGUUCUCCACGCGUACAUGGAUAAUCUCUGGGCUUUUGGAGACAAGUCAGGUCCUCCUUCGUUACCGGAUGCAGAGGGUGAAGGACAAGAGGUGAAUGGAGAGGAAUAUGAGUCCGAUGAGGUAGAAGAGGAGGAGGUUGAGAAGUGUGUGGAGGAGAAGGAGAAGGAGGAGGAGGAGGAGGAGGAGAACACUCAAGGUGAAAAGGUCACAGAUCAGGCCUGUUCUGGUGUUGAAGAGCUGAGACUGGCUGAGCAGGAGGAAGAGAGGGUCAACGAGGAAGAGGAGGCGAACCCAGACGACCAGAAAAUGCCACAAGAGACAAUGGACGCCCUGCUGUUGCAGUGUUUCCUCCAUGCACUCAAGAGCAAGGUGAAGAAAUCCGAGCUCCCCCUGCUGACCAGCACGUUUCUCCGGAUCCACAUGUUCUCCUGCUGCCCAAGUGGAAAACAACUAGAUAUCAAGAAAUCCAGCUAUAAAAAGCUGUCCAAGUUUCUACAGGCCAUGCAGAAGCAGCACCACCUUGUGCGAGUGAAAGAACUAACCAAGGGUGUGGAGAGCAUUGUGGAGGUGGACUGGAAAAAUCAAGCGCUGCGUUACUUCAAAGUUCCCGAGGAGACGGACGGUGAAGCGGCCUCGCUGAAAGAGGGAGGGGAAGGAGAACUUCCGUACCAUCCUCCCGAGAUCACCACUCUGUACUCUGUGUCAGCGAGACUGGAGCCUCUCUUCCUGGAUGCAAAGAAGAGGAAAGGAACAAUCCUGCAGCCUGCUGAAGUGAGAGAUAUUGUCACAGAGUACGUGAAGGAUAAUGAACUGGUGGAUGAAAAUAAUAAGAAUUACGUGACCAUAAACCCGACGCUGUGUGACUGCUUGCUGGAGAAAUCGGAGUACCAGGAGGUCGAGUCUCUUAAGUGGGAUGACCUCUUUAGCAGGGCGCUGGCAAGAAUGCAGGAGUGCUAUGAAGUCGUGUUCCCCGGACAUGCACCCGUCAGAAAGAAGGGCCACAUAGAGCCCAUAGAAAUAUCUGUGGCGUCUCGAGGCUCCAACAAGAAGGUGACUCUGAUAAAGAACCUGGAUGUGUACGGUUUGGAUCCUGCAGUUGUGGCCACAGCUCUGCAGCGCCGAGUCCAGGCCAGCUCCGUCUUACAGCCCAUCCCUGGGUCCAAGGACAAAGUCCUGGUCCAGAUCCAAGGCAAUCAGAUUCACCAAGUCGGCAAUUUGCUGCUAGAUCAUUAUCAAAUUCCUCGCAAGUACAUCCAAGGACUAGAGAAAGCGCCAAAAGCUGGAAAGAAGAAGUAACAUUUCAACACAUUACACCAACAAUUUACUGUCUUUAAAGCUGCUUUACUAAAACACAACAACAAGGAACUGUCCACCACUCAUGUAAUAAAGAGGAUUUACCGUCUUCUUCUGGAGGUUGAUGAAUGACGCAGCUUUGUUGUGUUUUGUUGAUCUGAUUUGGCUCCCAGAGAUAUUAGAUUAAGGGAACGGAUAUGAUCAUCUACAAUCAGACCUGCAUUGUUUCCCUGCAAAGUGAUUAUAUUCUCAUGACGAAGAGAACUUUUGGAAAGAACAGAUUUAGACGUUUAAAACCAAGCAUUCAGUGAAACUGAUCAAAUGUGUAUCCAGUUUAAAGAUGUGUCCAACAAAAAAAACAAUGUUUCUCAAAUGAUUCAACUUAAUUUCUCCAAUGUCAGGUUGAUGUUUUCAAAACAUUAACCACAUUUCAUUUGUUUAAAAUGGAAAUAAUACAUUUUUAACAACCCAAAUCUUCAAAAUGUGUUGUCUGUUGAUGUGACUGUGUUCAGCUUUUAUGUUUAGUUGAAUGGGAAUGAAAUGGU
Anoplopoma fimbria (sablefish) is the source of this 2510-nucleotide messenger RNA. It is a transcript of the gene eif2d, whose product is annotated as eukaryotic translation initiation factor 2D. Bases 172 to 1968 code for a protein of 598 amino acids. The transcript has 15 exons. Lineage: Eukaryota; Metazoa; Chordata; Actinopteri; Perciformes; Anoplopomatidae. Gene Ontology annotation, molecular function: translation initiation factor activity; RNA binding. The record is from RefSeq and is a predicted model, not a curated record. Gene Ontology annotation, biological process: formation of translation preinitiation complex; translational initiation.